GAAUCGUCGGAGAGUGACGUCUUUGGUGGCCGGGAUUUGGGUAGUAGCAGCUUCCAACAAGACGCACAACAUCUCGAGACGCCGUCCCAGCAGCUACAGACCAACUGAAGCUAACGAUCAAGAACUUUUGAAAAGCAAGAAGGAACGACCAAACCAAUCAAGAUGGUUUACGAAACCGACUUCUACACCACCAGGAGACCCUAUCGAACCACCCCAUCCCUAUCCACUUACACUAUUUCGUCGGAACCCUCUAGACAAGUCAGAUUGUUGCCAGGGCUUGGAAAGGUGCAUGUAGUUCACACCUACGACCGCAUUGUACCGUAUGUUGGACACAAAAGGUUGACGGUUGUGCCCAGCUCUCCAGUUGUGGUGAGGCUGAGGCCCUCGACCUUGUACAGGGAGUUCGACAGGAUUGAGAAUAAGCUAAGACCGAUAACCUACAAUUCGUAUACUAAUGAUUAUCUCAACUCUAAUAGCCAUGUGAGAAUUGUCUAUGUAAGAAAUCCGAUAUCUAGCAGCUAUCCUACCAUUUACCGUCCUUCUACUCUAUACACGACUAGAUACUAUCCAAGUUAUGCAUCUUACAACUAUUACCCCUCAUAUCUGAGCUACUACUAUCCGGCUUAUUAUCCAUCUGCCCCAACAUCAAGGUUCUAUUCAACCUAUAGUUUCUACCCAUCAUACAGAUGGACAGACUUAUCUCUCUAUCCUUCUUGGAGAUACAAUCAUUUCUUGCGCAUGUUCGAUGAUGAGACAAGAUUGAUCCGUGCUCAGACGGCGUCUCUGCUCCAAAGGGUGCACAACCCUGUGCCCCGUAGACCGAGAGCUUUUCCUCUUCCUUACGUCAGCAGGUAUGAAGAGGUGCCUGCUAGACUCUCGAACGACAAUUACAUUCACAGAAUGUUGAUUUCGUCGCCGUCAAGUAAAUCAGAGUACACCACUUAUCACAGUGAUCCAGUGCGAAAAUACUUUGGUCUAGGACGUCUCGCUUGCGUUACACUUGUCGGUGACAAACCGCAGCCUCGUCGUAGGAAUGUUUACAUGUACGAAGACCCCGUCAGGAAUGACAUUCAAUUACUUAGUUACUACAUCACCAAAUUCCGCGACGAGAAGGCCGCCUUGGCUAAGCCGAUUAAAGUCGUCCUUUCCGCAACUCGACCUUCUCGGAUAUUCUCAGUGCCAAAACCACUCGAGGAUACCGCAAGCGAGGAGAUCAAGAAGGUUAAGGAGGAGCGUGCCGCGAGAUUUUCCAAAAUCACUGAAUUUGAACCGGAUACUAAACCAAAACAGGAUGAACAGGUUAGGUCUAAGAGAGCAGCCGAAGCAGAAGCUAAAGCGAAAGCACAGAUAGAAGCCGAAGCUCAAGCUAAGAAGGAAGCGGAAGCUGCUGCGCAAAAGGCCAAAGAAGAGAAGGCCGCUGCAGAAGCGGCUAAAAAAGCCCAAGAAGAAGCUGAGUUGAAGGCAAAGGAAGAAGCAGCUAAGAAGGAGAAGGAAGCAAAGGAAGCUGCUGCACGUGCCGCUGAAUUGGAGAAACAAGCCGAAAAAGCUAGAUUGGACGAGCUAGCCAAGCAAGCUGAACUUGAAAGGAUUAAGCAAGAAGAGGAGGAAAAGGCUCGUUUAGAGGAAGAGAAGCGACGCGCCGAUGAACUUAAGGCUGAAGAAGAAAAACAACAACUGUUGCGCUUGGAGGAAAUCGCCCGACAAGCGGAAGAGGAAAAAGAAGCUGAGCUCGCCCGGCAAGCGGAAGAACUUGCCGAAUUGGCGAGGCAGGAAGCUGAAUUAGCUGAACAAGCUAAAAAGGAAAUGGAGGAAGCCGAAGAGAUUCGCAAAUCAGAAGAACAAGCUGAACUCGAGAAGAAACAAGCCGAGCUCGAUGAGCUUUCUAAGAUCGCCCAGCAGGACGCCGAAUUAGCCGAGGAGGCUAAAAUUGCUGCAGAGGAAGCUCAAAAAGAAGCCGAAGAGGCCGAGCAGCAAAUAUCUGAAGCUGUUGUCGAUGAAGAUGUGCCACAUCAAGAAGAAGAUGUACCCGUCACUGAAGAAGAAACAACAGUUGUCGAAGAAGAAACUCCUAUUGUCGAAGAAGAAAUACCUGUUGUUGAAGAAGAAACACCUGUUGUCGAGGAAGAAACACCAACAGUGGAAGAAUCUGAAGAAGUCAUCGAAGAAUCCGCUCCGGAGGUAAACGAAGUUCAGGAUGACGAAGAGUAACCCGGAAAUUUAAUUUGUACAACAUUUUAUUUUUGUAAACUUUUAUUCUAAUCACUUUUUUUCUAUUAAGCAUUUACUUGUGUUUUCGUUUAUGAAUUCAGAAUAAAGUCGCGAUCUGCCUUUCAA
This is a messenger RNA of Nicrophorus vespilloides, 2334 nucleotides long. RefSeq lists its product as uncharacterized. Bases 163 to 2208 code for a protein of 681 amino acids. Lineage: Eukaryota; Metazoa; Arthropoda; Insecta; Coleoptera; Silphidae. Gene Ontology annotation, biological process: retrograde vesicle-mediated transport, Golgi to endoplasmic reticulum. The record is from RefSeq and is a predicted model, not a curated record. Gene Ontology annotation, cellular component: endoplasmic reticulum; SNARE complex. The transcript has 10 exons. Gene Ontology annotation, molecular function: SNAP receptor activity.